Amoebophrya sp. A120 is the source of this 6917-nucleotide messenger RNA. NCBI's taxonomy places the organism in Eukaryota, Dinophyceae, Syndiniales, Amoebophryaceae. The record is from the annotation of a GenBank genome assembly.
AGCUAGUAAUACAGGACCAUGACCACUGUGUUAAUACCCAUGUGUAUGCUACGAAGGCUAUCAUUAUGUUGUGUUAUAGCUUUACCCACCCAACUCCAAGACUUGUAAGUAAAUUAAGUAAGCAAAAAUUUGUAGCCCUCCCACAGUAGCCUACUUCAUCAAAAACAAGAUGUGGCCCCCCUCCAAAAACUUCCUGAUCCUGAACCUGAUGAUGUCCAUGUUGACUUAAUAAGUUAAAGUUUUCAAAAUUAAAAACCAUCCGCAUCCCUCCACAACCAUCAUGAGUACUUCUCCUACAACUUCCCCAGCCGUAAAACCCUCCGACCGCCUGAACGCGAACAACCGCCUCCCCGACGCCCCGACGAAAAAGAAAACCCCAGCGGGUGCUCCUGCGUUUCAACCGAAAGCAAAGACGAAAGUUGGUUUCGCGGCCCACAGCUCUGGCGUGGCCACGGUGGCGAAGAAUGUAGUUCAACAUCCGAAGAUAGUACUACAACAAAAUACUGGUAGCACGGGGGCGGAUAGCAAAAGCGGGGGAGCAACAGCAACAUCAGCGUCGGCUGGUAAAAAUAUCAAAAACCCAAAAUCCUCAACCACUUCAGUAGCAGCUGCAAGUUCCCUACCGAAAACCCUGCCACCAGCAGUAGCAGGGAACAUCAAGACGACGACAAAAAAUCAGGGCAAGGUCGCAAAGCAAACCGAAACUCCUCCUGCAGGAGCUGCCCCCUCGACAAACGACAAGCAUUCUCCUGGCGAAGAUCUCGAUGCGAGUCAUGUCUCCUGGCCCGCUCACGAGGACCACGAAGAUCUUGACUAUCAAAUGUAAAAAUGUCAGGGUCUGGAAACCUGUGAUGCUGUGUGGCGUAUCAUGAGGAGGCGGCAAUUGCUGGCUCAGCAUGACAAGUUUUUGAGCUUCUAGGUGUUGCCUAUUCUGCAUGACAAACUACGUUUCUGCAUGACAGAAAAGUGGGGCUCUUUAGUAAUGUGCAUGACAGAUUUAAGAGUCAUGCCAGACAAGCAUGACAAAUCUCGCAAUCUUCCAGACCCAGACAUUUUUACAUUUGAUAUUGACCACCACGAGACCAUAGACUGGCCCAUCGCGGGAGAUAGCACGCAUGGAAACAACAGUAAGGCAACAGCUGGAGGUGGUGGUUUUUCGCCGAAAACUUCCAGUACUGGUGAUCGCACACAGGACCAAGAACAUCUUCAUGCUGGACAAACUAUAAAACAGAAACAGCCACGUCAACACUCCCGCCACGACCUUUCUUCGCCGAGUCGCUCCACGCACCACGAGGUCGCGGGCAACGCGCCUUUGAUAGAAGGCGGGGAGUCCUCCGAAGAGCAAGGUCAGGGAGUAGAUGAAAAACACGCCAUCGUCCCAGUAGUGUACGACGGGCACGACGAGGACCAUGGGAGCUACAACGCAGACGAGUUGUACAACGUGGAAGGAGAGGAAGAAGAAUUCUUUCAUGAUGGGGUCGCGGCUGACGACGGGUUUUAUCAUGGCCAUGGCGAGGAUCAUGAUUAUGGAUAUGAUCAUGAUGAUGAAACAAGAGCAGACCAUGACCAUUAUAAUGAUCAACACGAUGAUCAACACGAUCAGCACUACUGGGACACGCUGCGAAACCACAUGCACAUGUACCACCAGCACAUGCAACAGCAGAACCAGGAAACAAGAAUAGAAGCGGAGCAGGCGUCGACGAACAACAAGAGAAACAUCUUUAAAGACAUUUUUAACGCGCUCCAUUACUUCCACACGAGUCUCGCGCACGGGCAUAAGGUGCACUACCGGGAUCCGGACCACCACGAAGAGAUUCAGCAGGAAAUUAGAGAGAAAGAAAAAGCUCGGAAGGAGAAAUACAGAAAGGCGAGGUUCCCCACCGAUUCCCACCACGUCGGGGUGGUGAAGAACCCCAGUUUAUUGGCGAGGGCGGGAGCGGGUGCAUCCGCGAAAAACAGCAUCGCCGCACGAUCUUCCCGGUCCAGUGCGGCGCUGGAUAGGUUGAAAGAUGUAGUCGCCCACGUUUCGUACCGCGUGAAUUACAGGGGCUCAUCAAGUGGAACUUCUACAUCCUCGAGAAAAUCCUCAAAGGCCGCCGCUUUGGACCAAGCGAGAGAGCAGGCCGAUGCGACCUGGGAGAGCUUUGAGGAAAUGCACUUUGGCGGCGGUGUAGGUGCUGCUUCUGCAGCAAGAAGGUCAUCUUUGGCCACCUCUAGUACACCUGCAUCAACCGAGCUAGCGAUUAUUCCUUUCGGUGGAGCCCACGACGAGGACUCAACAUCUUUCACGCCCCCGCGCCGGCCCGGCGGGUCGACGUGGGGGGCCCCGAAGCCGGAGGGAGAGGGCAUCAACACGUCGGCCAUUGCCGGCAUCAUGGCCCGCCGGACGCAGGAGGCGCGAGCCAAAGCGCGGAGCACGGACGCGGCCGCGCGAAGGACGGCCCGGGCGAGUGAGAGGGCCAUCCGGACGGCGAAGACGCAAUAUGCCAGGGAACAAAUGUUGGAAAGCAAGACUGCGGGAUGGGCCGCGGCACUCAAAACCGGGGGUGAAACAGGCGAGGACUCCUCGGAAGUUGUAAGGACCGAAUCUGAAGAAAAAGUGCAGCGCCACCAGCAGGAGCUUCAGGGGAGUAGAGCAACGGGACUCGAACCUGUAGACAACGACGCCGAGGAGGAGGCUGCUCGAAGCACACACGGCGCCAGAACUACAAGUACCGCGCGAGAACAUCAUAGUAGCCGCACAGCAGGAGGGUCGUUGUCGGCAACAUCUGCCGCCGGGCGUGCGACCGCAGGAGCCACGUCUUCUUCAAGUAGAAUUGAGGCUCUAACCAGAAAGUCGCUGAAGCAGGGGAUCGUGGAGAAUUUAGAAUACCAAGACGAGCAACAAAGAAUGGCUUCGAGAAGUACUGCUGGUGGGGCGCACGUCGCACAUGCAGCAAGACAGUCUUCAUCUUCCCGAGCAACAGAGACCGCAAGGACCACAAGCGCAGUUCGAGCCACUGCAAGAAGAACCGGGUCAGGUGUUGAAGUAGGUGAUCAUGAAGACACGACAAGAAGAUCAAGUUCUAUGCCGGGCGGUGAUCAUAUUAGCACUUCUGGUACAACUUCUAGACGGUCCACCAGAAAGAAACAGCCGGGCGAUCGAUUACAGCUGCGGCAAGAAGAGGCACACGACGCGGAGAAAGAGGAAGGACGAAGUGAAGACCUAUUUGCAUCAAACGCUAACAACUUCGGGGGCCUACAGCUUCUUACUCGUGAAAGUGAGAAGAGAAAAACAUCCGAGCAGGACGAGCCGCGGAGCGUCAAGUUAUUGCAGACUCAACAGACGUUUGGCCUUGGCCAACUAGAGCUACAUGAUCACGCGGAGGGGGAAGCUGCAGGGGUAGAUGCGCUCAUAAUCGAGGAGGGAGGCACAGACGAUCAUGAUGUCGAUCCGACGACUCGUGCUUUUUUAGAGCAGCAUGCCGCGCACUCGCACGGCUGGAGUAGAAGUGCUGCGGCCCAGCACUACACUAGCGAGGGAGAAGCGAUGCCCCCGAUGAUGGGCGGUGGACCACCCGGACCUGCAAAUAAAGGCUGGGGUGGAACUAGUACUACCCAUAAAAGCAGUAUGGCAGCACAAAAAGGGUAUUCCUAUUCACUGAAACACGGUACUCGCGAGGGAGAAGCGAUGCCCCCCGGACCCGCAAAGGGUGGAGGUUGGGGAACCACACAUAAAGGCAUGGCAGCACAAAAAGGGUAUGCACCGAAGCACGGCACUAGCGAGGGAGAAGCGAUACCCCCGAUGGGCGGACCCGGUUGGGGACCUACUCCCUAUAAUAAAGGCAUGGCAGGACAACCAGGAGGGUAUAAUGCUGCACCCAUGACGGCGGAUCCGUUUGGUAAGGUCGCCGCGAAGAAGGGAGGUGGUGGCCCGGGAAAAGGUGGUGGGAAAAAAGGGAAAGGGAAACAAGAUCCCUCUGAUAUCCUGUGUGAAAACGACGUCCCCACGAUGCCAGAGUCAAGAUAGGGAUUUUGCUACACAAACCAGCAGCUUUUGGCUGUCGCGCAUGACAAGUUCGGGCUCGCAGUGUAAUUGCGUUUAGCUAUUACAGCUCGCUGCAUCACAACUUAAUCGCCCGAUGCUGAUUCUAGCAUUACAAAUUUCCAGAUAGCAUCAGAAAAUGGAGGCUCUCAUCGGGCUGUGCAUGAAAGAUGGUUUAGGCUUACAGAUUUGCAUGACAACUUUGCGAAACAGCGCAAUCUUGCAGAUUUUGCAUGCUAAACAGCGCUCUCUUCUAUGUUUUUGGCGUAUGUGAUUUAUCCAUAGAUUAACAUGAAAGCCGUGCUGCAGGGUCCAGUAUCCUUGUUGCUGGUGUCCUGGUUGUGCUUUCUAUAUGUGUCGCGAGUAAGGAUUGUUGGCGUUGUUGGCGAAAGUGUGAGGCAAAAAAGUUGGUAUAGUUGGCGAGUUGGUAUAGUGGCCGGGAGAUGAUGGUGAUGGCACUUCGGUGCCCACCUGACCUACCUUCCCUGCGUGACAGCCAUCUGCGGCCGUUUGCAAAGGGGGAGGCAAAGUGUGCCGCACUUCUGUUUAGCAUGACAAUUUUGCGAAGGUGGGGAGGACGUUUUUACGCAGGAUAUCUGAGUGGUAUGAACCAGACCACCACGACCACUAUGGGAACAAAGUGAACAUGUCCGAGACGUCCUCCGAGGUGGCCAGGAAGGAGCUGGACAUGCACUUCUACCCCAUCGUCUCGGUACUUUACCCGGUGGUUCAGAUUUUCAUGUUUUACGCCGUCGCAAACAAGACCGAGGAUUCUUUACGGGACUACAAUCUCAAGUACGGAAUUCGGGCGUUCAAAAACCGGACCUGCUUCCUCACCGAGAAGCCCUUCGAAUACAGUGGGUGUCCCUGGUUCGUCGACAUCAGGAGUGAGGCGAUCCGCUACGUCUCCUACGCAUUUGCCCACACGGAUACCGGGCACCUUUUGAACAACAUCAUUUUCGAACUCCUUUUUGUAUGCAGGAGUGCAAAAGCAUCGUACUAGUAUAAAUCGCAAUACAAAUUGGCUCAGCAUUACAAAUUGAAUUUGUAAUGCGGAUUUACCUUAACAAGUAGAUUUGUAAUGCAUGACUGCGAUUACUACGAGUACGAUACUUUUGCACAGGAUAUUUUGGCCCGAGUCUGGAAAUGGUGCACGGCACCGCGCGCAUGCUGCCCUUGGUGCUUUUGGCCAUUCUCGGCGGCAGUCUCACCACGGCCGCGGAUAUCAACUGUAAAAAUGUCUGGGUCUGGAAGAAUUCAUGUUUGUCAUGCUUGUCUGGCAUGAUUCUUAAAUCUGUCAUGCACGUUACCCAAGAGGUGCGUUUUUCUGUGAUGCAGAAGCGCAGUUUGUCAUGCAGAAUAGGCAACACCUAGGAGCUCAGAAAUUUGUCAUGCUGAGCCAGCAUCUGUAGCCUCAUCAUGAGACGCCACCCAGCAUCACAAGUUUCCAGACCCAGACAUUUUUACAUUUGAUAGCGGAAGACCCAACGCAACUCGUGGUCGGGAGUUCCGGCUAUGCCUACGGACUGGUGGCGAUGCAGAUCGCGAAUCUCGCUAUGAACUGGCACGAGUUAUCAAAUGCAAAAAUGUCCGGGUCUGGAAGGUUGCGAGAUUUGUCAUGCUUUUCUGGCAUGACCAAAAAGUUUGUGAUGCGUGUCCAAGAAAAGACUUCUUCGCCACCUGUCAUGCAAAAACGCAGUUUGUCAUGCGAAAAACGCAACACGUACACAAAAAAGCGCAGAUACUUAUUUCUCAUGCUUGGCUGUGUAUUACAGAACAUUCAUUAUUCCCAACGCAGCAUUACAAGUUUCCAGACCUUGACACUUUUGCAAUCCAUAUGAGUAUGACCACCGCUAUUUCCACUUCAACCACGAACAGACGCUGAAGAUGCGGCAGUCCUACGUGUUUUUGGCCACUAUUUUAACUUUCGUCCUCAUGAUGUCCUUUUCUACUGUGCAGUCGAUGGACGGCGGCGGGGUGUCCCACUCCGCGCACAUGGGCGGCGCCAUCUGCGGGCUCUUGUUCGCAGCGCUGUUCUGUCGAAACGUGGUCAAGUAUCCGAGUGCACAGCCUCCCCUCCCCCUCAUUUGAAGGAUAUAAACAGCAACGCAAGCGCUGGCAUACUCAUACAUGCAGCUUUUGCAUGACAAGUUCGCGACCGACUCUGGUUCUGUUCCGGCUUCCGGAACCUGUCAUGCAAGAAGUGCCAAAGAUAAAAGGGUUGACUUGAAUAUUUUACAUUACAAAUGAGGGGGACGAAGGGGAGUUGUGCAUUGUCAUAUCAAUCGGGGCAGCGAGGGAAAAGUACAGGUCGCCUGCGGAAUCACAGCGGCGGUCUACGUAAUGGUGCUACGCCCUGCAAAUUAUUGGUCUGGGUCUGGAACGAAAUCAAAAAUGCAAGGAGUUCUUGUAGUGGUUGUAGUAAUGCUUGGAGCAACACGUACUGAUGCUUGUCCCUUGCCCGCCUGAACGCAGGACGAACAGGAUUUGUCAUGCGCAUGCGCAAUACGCACUGCAUAAAAGAAGUAACCGAUGAUCAAAAAUUUGUGUUGUUUUGCCGACGAAAGUCAAAGUCUUCUGGCCAGCAGCAGAGCCAUGUAUGAAACUUGUGAUAAUUUUCCAGUGACCCAGACCAAAAACAAUUUGCAAUCCAUAGGUUCUGAUCAUCCACAUAUCGAACUCGGGAGAAGGCACCGGUACGGAAGCUCCGGUGAGUUUACUUUCCGGGCAAAUUCACUCCUGCCGGGCAAACGCGGGCGGGUUGGCCGCGGGACACUGCUGUCUCUCGGAGAGCAAACAGGCAGAGCGCUGUGCUGCCGCAGCGGAAACGACGACAACGGGAGAGCCAAGUUCCUCUGACACUACAUCGACGACAGCCCUGCCCUUGCCGUGA